Candoia aspera is the source of this 7708-nucleotide messenger RNA. It is a transcript of the gene SERTAD2, whose product is annotated as SERTA domain containing 2. Gene Ontology annotation, molecular function: transcription regulator activity. Lineage: Eukaryota; Metazoa; Chordata; Lepidosauria; Squamata; Candoiidae. The record is from RefSeq and is a predicted model, not a curated record. Bases 585 to 1544 code for a protein of 319 amino acids. Gene Ontology annotation, cellular component: nucleus. The transcript is spliced from 3 exons.
CAGGCGGGCAUGCGGUGUUAGUGCCGCCGCCGCCGCCGCCGCUUCUGCUCCCUGAGCCCGGGCUCCUCCUGCUUCUGUUGCCUCCGCCCUCCCAGGGCACGGGCUGCUUCGGCUCCUCCAGUUCUCUCCUCUUCUUCCUCCUCCGCCUCCUCCGCCUCUCGCCCUCCUGGCAAGCUGGUUGUACUUGUUACGGUGUCACAUCCUUCUUUCCAGCUGCAGUACCAACUUCCCUCCCAGCCAGCCUCCCUGCUUGGCAGAGGCUACAGCAAAGUGAUGGGAUAGAGCAGCAGCCGCUUGACUACCUCGGGCGCCAGUAUUUUAGUCCGUAGCAGCGUGGAUCGCCCCUUCCCGUCUCCUUAUCACAUUCCUGCCCUGCUUUUUAAGUCUCCCCGUUGUCUACCUCCUUUUUCGUGUUAUCCACCCCCUCCCCUAUUUCCUUGUUUCUUCCCUCUUUUAAUCUUUCAGUCCCCCACCCCCUUUUCCCUCUGUGCUUAUGAAUUUGGAUCGUUGAAUUCUCCUGCAAAGGGUAAAAUUUAGUGCCGCAGAAUAACAGUAUUAAGGGGUGGAAUAGGAGGUUGAGAUAUAUGUUGGGUAAAGGAGGAAAACGGAAGUUUGAUGAGCAUGAAGAUGGGCUGGAAGGCAAAGUGGUGUCUCCUACCGACGGUCCAUCUAAGGUGUCUUACACCUUACAGCGCCAGACUAUCUUCAACAUUUCCCUUAUGAAACUUUAUAACCACAGGCCAUUAACAGAGCCAAGCCUGCAAAAGACUGUUUUAAUUAACAACAUGUUGAGGCGGAUCCAGGAGGAACUCAAACAGGAAGGCAGCUUGAGGCCUAUGUUCAUCACCCCAUCGCAGCCUACAGAUCCUCUUGGAGACAACUUUCGAGAAGCUCAGCCUGCCUUUAGCCAUCUGGCCUCUCCGCCAGUCCACCCCACUGACUUAGCAAGCCCUACACCACUGGAGUCCUGCCUCACCCCUGCCUCUCUGCUUGAGGAUGACACUUUUUGCACUUCCCAGACUAUCUCGCUAGAUGGUCCUCCAAAAUUACCACCUCCAACGAUCCAACCAGUAAAGGACAGUUUCUCUUCAGCCUUGGAUGAAAUUGAGGAGCUCUGUCCAACACCUACCUCCGCUGAGGCAGUAGUAGCUACAGCAGCAGCAGAUACAACUGCGCCAGAUAACUCUAAGGAGAACUCCAGUGAAUCCAGCAUUCAAAAGCCUGAGGGUAUACAGGAGAACAGAAUGAGUGAGCCUAAACUCAUAGACUCGUUACCUGGCAAUUUUGAGAUCACAACUUCUACAGGUUUUCUUACAGACUUGACCCUGGAUGAUAUUCUCUUUGCAGACAUUGAUACGUCUAUGUAUGAUUUUGACCCUUGCACAUCCUCUACAGGGGCUGCCUCAAAAAUGGCUCCUGUCUCCGCAGAUGACCUCCUCAAAACUCUGGCACCCUACAGUACCCAGCCAGUAACCCCCAACCAGCCUUUCAAAAUGGACCUUACAGAACUGGAUCACAUUAUGGAGGUGCUUGUUGGGUCAUAGAGCGACAGCGACUUUUUAAAUGCACCAGUAUAAACCCUUGGUAGUAUUUUCACAAGGCCCCCUCUCCUUUCAAACCUACCAAGAAACACAUUCAGACACACACAUAUAUGCACGCACGCAAAUACACACACCACUGUGCAUGCGUCUUUGCUUGUCUUUUUUUUUUUAAGGAUCAUACUUGUUUUUGCUUCAAGCAGAGUUGGAGUGCCUUCAUUCAUGUAUGACCACUUUUAAUGUAUUUCUGAAAGUGGUUCCUCAAGGGAGACCUGAAAUCCUGAUAUAGGAAGAAAAUGCAUAUUGUAAAACAUAAAUAUGUUUGACAAAAAAAAAAUGUAAAAGCUAAGCACAAGGAUUAUGUUGGGAAAAAGCUGUAAAUUGCAUGUGCAUAUUUGUCUAUUUUUUCUAUAAGUUUUAUUGCAAGAGGUUAAAAUAUUAUUUAGAUAAUUGCAGUACCUUUUUGGCAUUUUAGCCCUGUCUAGGUUGACUUAGCAAUUCAGCCUUUUUAGAGGUAUUAAUGAUUCCUCUUUAAAUGUUGCAUUUACAUGGCUCUUUAGAAACUGCUACCCAAAUUUAUUUUAUAUUUUUGUAUAGAUUCUGCAAUUUAUGAUAUUGGGUUUUUUUCUUAGAAAAAGAAAAAGAAACAAAACAAAAUGCUGUUUAUACUCACAUGCACACAAAAAGGAAAUAGCUAUUUUGGUAGGAUUUGCUCACCCCGUUCCUGCAUAUACCUUCUGAUGUACAAGAACUGCUUGUAGUUUUAUACAGACUUGUAGUGUUUUAUAUGCAUAUAAUGGUGCAAAGAAAACUUUGGAUCAAAUCAGUCUGCAGCUGGCCUCCCUGAAUCCAGACACCCGUGCUUGAAGGAAAAGACCAAGGGCUCUUCCCCUGAAAGUUUCACAGAUAUUUACUCCCUGCUGCCUACUACUGUGAUUAACAAAAACCUUAGAGCCAUGUAUAUUCCAACACUGAUGUCAAACGGUUGGCAGGAAAUAGCUGUGAAACUUUAUUCUGAUGAAACUCCCUUGUUCUCCCUUCCCUCACUCCAAAAGGAUCAAUAAUUUAAAAUAUAUAUAUAUAUAUCCUCAAACCAAGCUCUUCUUAAAAAUUGCAAGACAGAUUCCAUCUUUAGUUUGACAGAGUAGAGUGUCCUUAAGUCCGUUGAGCUCAGCCUUCUCCUGUUUGCAGCUUUCCUGGUGAGAAACCUGUGCUCCUGGGAAGAUCUUCCUUUUUGGCGAGCACCGUUGACAAAGUGCCCCGUUCAGAUUCAGGCAGUAGGAAUCGGCGGGCUUUGGAGUACUUUACUCUGCCUUGUAGUAUUACCAUAGUGUCGGCAUCUAGUUUUAGAACAUCACAAUUUAGGCAGUUAAUCAGUUUUAAGGGGAAGCACACUGUGGCUGUAGCAGUUUGGGGCAGGUUGUUUUGUUUGAUUGUUUUGGAUUUUUAUUUUGUUUAAAGCUUGAAAGUAAGUUGCAUUGAGAUCAGUGGCAAUUCCUUCCAAGAAACUGAAUUUAGGAUCAGGGUGAAAAAGGCCCUUUGUCUCUCUGACAGUGUAAUUCUAAUGUACCUUAUUUCUUCUAAUCAUUCUUAUGAUUAUUCUUGCCCUUUGCUUGGAACAUUAAUAUUCUUAUUCACUGUGUUGGCAAGUGCUGAAAAAAAAAGGCAACUUCAGUAUUACUGCAGUGAAAUCAUCUCUUAUCAGCACUGGAUGGACUCACUCAAGUAUCCAUUGCUCUUAAAACUGGAGCUGGUUGUGCUUUGAACACUUGGUAUCUUUUCUGGGGUUGGUCUCUUGAUUCAACUCUGUUCCUUGCUUUAUACUUUAUAUGGCCUGUUUGACAAUGUAUUGAAACUGCAUCCUUCUGUGCAUGUUUCCUCCCCACUUAAGUCUUCUCAUUUCUGCACCUGUUGCAAUUUUUCUCUCUCUGUUCAUUGUGAUGUACAUUUGUGUUAAAGAAAACUUGCAAUGUUAUCAUGCCUGUUGCCGAGAUUGCUAUGGCAUAUUAAUUUUAAAUGGUACUUAAUUGAGUGCAGGUUACAAACUAUACUGUUGAUAUGCAUAUGGCUUCUUUAGGAAUAACUUUUAUAUUUAUUUAAGAAAUUUUAAAUUAUGUUUUAUGUAAUUUGGCAAUAUUCAGUUGGUUCUGCUCACUUCUUAUCAUGGAUUUUUAAAAAUUGGGUCUUGUCUGCCUUUAAGAAGGCAGCUUUAUAAACUGGCACUUUAGAACAGGCCAUAUCUAUUUAUUUAAAAUGCAUGUAAUUUAUUAUAUGUAAUGCACACAGUUUUCAAUUCCUGUCCAAACUAUCUGUGUAAUUAGAGUCCUGCGUGCCUGCACUAAGUAUACUAUGCCAAAUUAUCAACUAAACCCUAAUAAGUUAAUCAGAUUUUGCUAUCUUGAAAAGUCUAUCUCACUCAAAUAACAGUGUGGUCAUAAAAUAAAUUUGAAGUUGCUUGUCUUUAUAAGCAAGCAUAUUUUUGCCAAUUAUUGGUGUUGUGGGGAGGGAAAAAAAAGAGCUGGCACAUUCAGAACUUUUAACUAGAAGCUAUGUCAACCUAUUUAGAUUGCAAAAUGCCCUGAACAAGGGCCUGUUCUCUGUUGUUGGUCUGGUAAUCACUAGGAAUAUGGCUGGUACUGUAUAAAGUAAUACAGUUUCAUUAGGACUUUGUGGGUCUGAGAAGAUUAGGUCUUCCAAAUCUGAGCUGCAGAAAACUAAAAGACCACUAAAUUGUAGCAAAGAGAUUCGAAAACCUAUCUUUGUUUCCACCUCUUGGUUUUCCAGAUCUUUGCAGAACCAGAUAUGGUAGCCAGAUGUGGUAGAGAAGAUGAAAUAAAAUGCUUCCUGAUGUAAUAGGGUAAUCUUGGGUGCAGGUAUCUGCAAUGCUAGAAAGCACUCAAUUUAGUUUUAAUCAGCUAAUCAGGAUGGCAGCAUCCCAAGCCUUUGCUGGAACAGUCUUAGGUUUAGAUUAAAAUUAAGAAAUGUCAAGGAAAAAAUGUAAACAAACGAGAUUUACCAUUGUCAAAAAACUGAUUUUACAUGUAAUCCAGAAACAAUACUCUCCUCUUUGGAGGAGCUUAUGGAUUAUAUAAACAAGAACCACAUGUUGGGCAGGAGUUCAAAUUAACACCAUUUUAGAGAGGAACAGUAGAUUUGUUUUUCAAAUGCUAACCUUGCUGUACAAAGCAAAGCCAUUUGAAACUCUGAGCAGAAAUCAGUCCUGGUUUAAACCUUCUGUGAGGCAAGUGGGUGCGAUUAUGGCAGAUAGUACAUCUGCCCUAUAGAAUUAGACACCCAAAUGGUGUGUGCCUCACAGAAAUACCAACUGAAAUAGUUUGUCUUUAUAAUAUAACCUCUUCUCUUAAAGGAUCAGAACUUACCGGGCUACGGUUCCUCUUUUCCCCACCCCCCAAAUUCCACCUUGAAUGUUGGGGACAUUUUUAAUGACACCUACGUGCAAUGAAGUGGCAAGAAGAGAGCAGAAUUAAAAAGAGCUGUUUGAAUUUGAAGUGAUUUUUCCAUUUUGUUUUUCAUAAGUUAUUUAUUCCAUUUUAUUUUUCUUUUGUAAAUAUAUUUAUUUUAUUGUGAAGCUAACAACAUCUGGAUUGUAACAUGUACAGAAUGUAUGGUAGGAAUGUAUUCUCUUGUAGGAAUGUGAAAUCCAUACAAGAGGGAGCUGAAAGUUAGAUUUGGAGAUUAUUAUCUGGGUUCUGUUCAGAAUACAUGUCAUUCACCAGAUCUCUCUCCCGCCUCUCCUGCUUUUCUCUACUGAGAGUCACUCUCAUUCUAUAGAACAUGCAAAUACACACACACACACACACACACUUACUCCUGAAUAAGCAUGUGCAGAAUUUCAGUCUUAAAGGCCUAAAGUGAUAUAUUCUCACUCUGGUAGCUGGAACUGAAUGGGGAUGUGUUAGCGUGGUAUAGCCUAAGUAUGUUUGCUGAUGAACAAAGGAAGAGCAUUUAAGAUUUCUCUCCCUUCAAGUUGCACAGAAGCAGCAUGCACCACAAGUUUCAUCCGAGAGAGACUGGACAGAGCAAGCUGGCUUCUUGCAAUGGAAGAUGAUGUAGGGUGAAAGCCGCUUUCCUACCAAACAGUUCAAUUGCUUUGGCAACCUGAGCUUCACACCACAGCAAUUUAUUUUUCCCCCCGAGUUUUAGUUUGGAACUGCUACUGCUUAAAACUAGGAAAUUAAUGGGGAGGGGGAGCUCAAAUCCAUUAUCCAACCUAAGUUUACCCUUUACUUUACACACAAGUGUGCCUUUUUUUCUGCAGUGUGUGUAAAGUGGUAUAACACAACCUGUUUCAAAAAUGCAUGUUUACACCUUGUCACCGCUUCCUUUCAAAUGGUUAGGCAUAACUAGCUGUUUAAGAAGCACUGUUGAGAGUGACCUGUCAUUGAUCAGAUAUGGCAGAUGUACAGUGCGUUGUAUAUUAAUGCGUGCAUCCACUGGCAUGUCCUUAUGAGACUUCUCAGGUCCGGACAAAAAGCAAUGCAGAAGCCAGUAGUAGGAGAGGGAACAUGGGGCAUUCCAUGACCAAGCUGAUUUUUAGGUCUGAGUGUAGAUGGCAGUGUAUCACAGAGUUUGCAAUAACUCCUUGCCUGCUAGCUGCUAUGUAGCUUGCAGAUUAACUGCCCUAGACUUAUGUUUUAUGAAACUGAACAAGGAAGCCUCUAGGAGCAACAUGGUAGAAGUUAAUAUGGAACAAAAUCUAUGGAAGAAUAUGAUCAUCCUAUCAGAAAACAAUUCAAAGCAUUUGCAUUCACAUUUCUGUUGGGUUUUGCAACUAUGAAUGCAGAUUAAGUGACCAAAAUGUAGAUUUAUCAGUGCAAAUGUUUGUACGAAAUUUCCAAGGAUUAAUAAGGACAUACCUCAUAGUAGGUGUAAGCCAUACUGAAAAGCUAACAUGUUCUGUGGGAGACUUUACAUAUUGGUUUCAAAGACAGGCCCUUGUUUCCACUUUUUAAGACAGUUCAUCAGCCCAGAGGCAAAAUCUGAUCUAACUAUAACCCCCACCCUUCCUAGGGAAGUAUUUCUAGAGAAGAGCAAACAGAUCUUAAGACCCUCAGUAAAAUGCUGUGGUUUGAAGCAUUCUGUGGGGGAAGCUGUUCUAGUCUCUUGGGUUGGAGGGAACAUCUGAUAGGCUGUGUGAACUCUGACUCCAAGCCCCAAAUUCACAUCUCCCACCCUUCCUCAGAACCUCAUCUGUGCUGGGCAGCGAGGUGAAGGUCUAGCCUGAAUCUGGCUCCACAGAGCAGAUGCGUAAGCAGGCAGCGUUUAGGCUUCUCGGACACAGAACUGUGGGCACUCUGUGGGCAGUGCCAAGGACAUGGUGCCAUGAAGCUCCUCUCCCUCUCAGACAGUUACCUGCAGGAGAGAGACUUCCCACAUGGAAACUGUUGCCACCAACAUUACUCUUCCCUGCUAGUUGAUCUGCUUUGCAGUGAGAGACAGAAUUAAGACUACCUUUUCAGAGAGGCCAGGAUGAGAAUAAAUUGUACCAUGUGAUUUUUUUCCCCUUAAUGUCUUGUAGAACCUGACUUGUGAAUCUAAAGUUUACAGUUGAAUAACAGCCAUGAGCAAAUGGACACGCACCCUCCUGAGAAGUGGCUCUUUGGAUCUAGAAUGUAAUUGUGAUUGUUAAAAAUGAAAAUCCAGGACCUUGCUUUUAUUAAUAUGCUUAUAACAUGGCUGAACUUUUAUUUUGGGAACUUCCGCUCAUUUUAUAAUCUUUUUUUUUCAAUGUUAAAAAUAAUUCUAAUCCAAUUUUGGAUCUUGUUUUCAUUUUUUUUUAAAGACAAAACCUUGUAGAUGCUUAACAUUGUAAUCCACACAAGGGUCUCUUAAAGCAGAGAUUUCAGGGGAGGGGGAAGAGAGAAGGUGUAAAAAUGAGGAUACAUUUGGUGCAUGGUUGUUUUAAAACAAGGCUUGUUUUGUCCCAAAUGCUGGUAUUUUCUCCCUCUGCCCCCACUCCCAUCCCGCAACAGACCUUAGAGCUGUGCCUUUUCUAUGCAAUAUUACAGACAUAUACAUCUGAAACCAGAUUACUGUAUUCACUUGUAGGUAUGGGCUGUAAUAAUAAUUAAAAAAUGGGCAAAUUACAUGGAAAUGAGCAGUCUUACUUUUGUAGUUUUAUAUUAUACAAUAAACAAUUUAAAAAGAAA